AUUCUUCCCCCCAUUAUUCUACCAUCAACUUAUAUGAAAGCUAGAAAGAAUUUCAUUCUUCUAAUCAAACGGUGAGAAGGAUCGCAUCAAAUACUGCUUAUUCAGCCACCAUGAGUGUGAUGAGGUUCUGCCGGGAAUGCAACAAUCUUCUGUAUCCAAAGGAAGAAAAGGUGCGGAAGAUCCUCCUUUACGCUUGCAGAAACUGUGAUCAUGAGGAAGUUGCUGACAGCUUCUGCGUUUAUAGAAAUGUCGUAGAUCAUGAAAUUAGUGAGUUUUCACAGACCCUUCAAGACGUUACUGCUGAUCCAACUCUUCCUCGCACCAAAUCUGUUAAAUGCGCAGUCUGUGGCCACCCAGAAGUCGUCUUCCUCCAGGCCACUACAGGAGGUGAUGAAGGAAUGACACUUAUAUUUGUAUGUUGCAAUCCUAAUUGUGAUCAUCGCUGGAGAGAAUGAAAAGCUGAUCAGUUCAUUCAAAGCUCAUUAAAUGAGUGCGAACAUUCUGAACAAUCAUAUGUAUCUCUGCAAUCUAUUGAGCUAGGCUUUGUUUGGAACUGUUUUUUUUAUUGCUUCUCAAAAUAAUUUUUAAAAAAACUGUUUUAAGAAUACGUAAGAAUGCCAUGCCAUACUAAACCUUAAUUAGCACAACUUAGAUCUUUGCUUGAAAAUUUUCUGUUGUAGCUCAAUCUUUUAAAAUGCUUGGACGUGUUAUCUAAUCAUAUAUUUCAAUGUGAGAGUGUUCAUUUUGUAAAUUAUGAAA
This is a messenger RNA of Dendrobium catenatum, 759 nucleotides long. Its product is annotated as DNA-directed RNA polymerases II, IV and V subunit 9A. Gene Ontology annotation, biological process: transcription-coupled nucleotide-excision repair; DNA-templated transcription; maintenance of transcriptional fidelity during transcription elongation by RNA polymerase II. Gene Ontology annotation, molecular function: nucleic acid binding; zinc ion binding; DNA-directed RNA polymerase activity. The transcript is spliced from 4 exons. Gene Ontology annotation, cellular component: RNA polymerase II, core complex. Lineage: Eukaryota; Viridiplantae; Streptophyta; Magnoliopsida; Asparagales; Orchidaceae. The record is from RefSeq and is a predicted model, not a curated record. Bases 111 to 455 code for a protein of 114 amino acids.